Rhodofomes roseus is the source of this 1401-nucleotide messenger RNA. Its product is annotated as AB-hydrolase YheT. The record is from RefSeq and is a predicted model, not a curated record. The transcript has 8 exons. Lineage: Eukaryota; Fungi; Basidiomycota; Agaricomycetes; Polyporales; Fomitopsidaceae. The coding region runs from base 1 to 1401 and encodes 466 amino acids. Gene Ontology annotation, molecular function: monoacylglycerol lipase activity; acetylesterase activity. Gene Ontology annotation, biological process: medium-chain fatty acid catabolic process; medium-chain fatty acid biosynthetic process.
AUGCUGUCGUCGAUACUCCUCGCUCUGGUGGUAGUCGGACUCGGGGUGGGGGUCGUGCUGAGUCUAGGGCGAGAUGCCGACUACUAUCGUCCAGUGUUGUACUUUGCGAAAGCCACGGAAGAUAUAGAAGUGCUGCAGUCGAGCGGAAGUACCGAGACGAAGGUCGAGACGUUGGGCUCGUUGAUAGAGCAUAGGUGCCCAAGUCUUUCCAGACACUUCAAACCAAUCUGGUGGCUCUUCAGCGGACAUCUGCAGACUGCGUACUCCGUAGUCGGAGACUUCUCUAAGGUAGAUACAGUAGAGUAUGAAAGGACACUCCUACGUACCCUAGAUGGCGGGACUCUUGGUCUUGAUUUUACGCCGCCUGAGAGCGUGCAGAAACUCCCAGAUGAUACGCCUACCAUCGUCGUACUUCACGGACUUACGGGAGGCUCCCAUGAAUCAUACGUUCGUGCGGUGGUAUCUCCCGCAUGCAUGCCCAUAGAGGAUGGAGGGCUGGGAUAUCGCGCAAUUGUGGUAAACUUCCGGGGGUGUGCGGGUGUCCCUGUCACAAGCCCGCAGCUAUAUUCCGCUGGACAUACUGGAGACAUCCGCGCGGCGAUGUACUACAUACGCAGACGCUACCCGCAUGCGCCCCUGCUCGGUCUGGGAUUUUCGCUCGGCGCGAACGUGCUGACUCGUUACGUUGCCGAGGAGGGCGAAGACUGCAGACUUGCCGCUGCAUGCGUACUAGCUUGCCCCUGGGACUUAGUGACGAACAGUGAAGCGCUCGAAGGCAACUGGUUCCACCGCCACGUCUACUCCAAAGCGCUCGGCUCGAACCUCCAAGCUAUCGUCAAGCAGCAUGCCGCCGGCCUGAGCACGCCGCCCUCGCACCCGGUCGCGCAGGCGGUCGCCCCGACCCUCGCACUACGCUCGCCCACGCUCGAGACAUUCGACGAGACGUUCAACCGCAUCGCCGGCGGGUCAUCGCCGCCGUUCCCAUUCCCGAGCGCACGCGCGUACUACACCUGGGCGUCGUCGCACGCCGCGCUCCCGCGCGUGCGUGUGCCAUUCCUCGCCAUCGCCGCGGAGGACGACCCGAUCGUGCAGGUGCUCCCCGUGCACGCGGGUCGAAACGGCUGCGUCGCGUUCGCGGUGACGAAGAAGGGUGGGCACCUCGGGUGGUUCGAGAGGGGCGCGGAUAAGACGAUCGGGCGGUGGUUCACCCGGCCGGUGUUGGAGUGGCUGAAGGCUGUUGGGAGUGAUAUGGUCGUGCGCGAGCGGCCGGGGAGACCGCUGAAGGACGUGGACGGGUUCCUGAUGGAGGUGGGACGCGACAAUGUCGGGUGCAAGCAGGUCGAAGGCGGCGGACGCGUGAUUGGGACGGAGGGGGAGGAAGGCCUUCUGGCUGGUUUGUGA